Messenger RNA from Aspergillus clavatus NRRL 1, 1986 nucleotides. RefSeq names its product VHS domain protein. Gene Ontology annotation, biological process: Golgi to vacuole transport; Golgi to endosome transport; protein transport to vacuole involved in ubiquitin-dependent protein catabolic process via the multivesicular body sorting pathway. The transcript is spliced from 7 exons. Bases 1 to 1986 code for a protein of 661 amino acids. The record is from RefSeq and is a predicted model, not a curated record. Gene Ontology annotation, cellular component: trans-Golgi network. NCBI's taxonomy places the organism in Eukaryota, Fungi, Ascomycota, Eurotiomycetes, Eurotiales, Aspergillaceae. Gene Ontology annotation, molecular function: phosphatidylinositol binding; ubiquitin binding.
AUGGCAGCUAGGGACCGAUAUGGUGUCUACGCUGACGUUGGGCUCACCCCGCUGCAACGGGCCAUUCGAAAUGCGUGUGACUUCUCUCUCUACGAGCCCAACCUUGCCCUGAACCUCGAAGUUGCGGACCUGAUCAACUCCAAAAAAGGCAAUUCUCCCCGAGAGGCUGCCGUCGAGAUCGUCCGCCUGAUCAAUUCCCGGAAUCAGAAUGUCGCCUUGUUGGCAUUAGCGCUACUCGACAUUUGCGUCAAGAACUGCGGGUACCCUUUCCACCUGCAGAUCAGUACAAAGGAGUUUCUGAAUGAAUUGGUCCGGCGGUUCCCCGAGCGGCCGCCCAUGCGGCCCACCAGGGUGCAGCACCGGAUUCUGGAGUCGAUCGAAGAGUGGCGGCAGACAAUCUGCCAGACAUCGCGGUACAAGGAGGAUCUGGGCCAUAUCCGUGAUAUGCACCGCUUGUUGUUGUACAAGGGAUAUAUGUUCCCGGAGAUCCGCCACGAAGAUGCCGCUGUGCUCAACCCAAGCGACAACUUGCGCUCGGCCGAGGAAAUGGAGGAAGAGGACCGGGAGGCACAGUCGGCGAAGCUGCAGGAGCUGAUCCGCCGAGGCACACCGGCCGAUCUGCAGGAGGCCAAUCGGUUGAUGAAGGUGAUGGCCGGCUUUGACACUCGACACAAGACCGAUUACCGGGCCAAGGCGGCCGAGGAGGUGGCCAAGGUUCAACAAAAGGCCAAAAUCCUAGAGGAGAUGCUGCAGAGCCACCAGCCGGGCGACCCAGUCGCAGAAGGCGAUGUGUUCGAGGAACUUGCAAGCGCGCUGCAAAGCGCCCAUCCGAAGAUCCAGAGGAUGUGCGAGGAGGAGUCGGAUGAUCCGGAGGCCGUCCACAAGUUACUGGAAAUUAAUGACAGCAUCCAUCGCACCAUCGAGCGUUACAAGUUGGUCAAGAAGGGCGAUUUUGACGCUGCAGCACGGAUCCCCAAGGGCACCCUUGGCACUACCACCGGUGUUUCGAAGAAUGCCAACAACGAGUUUUCUCUGAUUGACUUCGACCCAGAGCCGAGCCCUAAUGGUGAUGCCUCGCAAGCGGCGCCGGACGGUAGUUCCCUGGAGAAUGAUCUGCUCGGUUUGUCUAUUGAUGAGCCUGUUCCUGCUGGCGGCAUUUCGUUAGGACCUGGUCCAUUUCCAGGAUCUGCUACCCCACAGCAGCAGCCCCCCGCUGGCGUCAAGCCCACCUACGAUAUCAUGGCUUCCUUCAACUCAUCACGACCUGUUUCGCAAUCAUCCACGCCGGCUCCUCGAACACCGCAGUACCCCGCUGCCACCGCGACACCCCCACCCCCUGCCGCAGACCCCUUCGCAUCGCUCAUGUCCGCUAGCCCGCGCACCGCCAGUCCCUUCCGCUCCGGCGCAUCCCCAUCAAGCCGAUCCCACGCCGCUGCAUCUACAUCUCUCCUCGACCUCGCGGGAGCUGGUCCUUCCGCUGCUACCCCUGCUGCUAGAAGCCAUGCGAAAGGCCCCGAGGAGGACGAGUGGAACUUCGCCUCCUCUCUGCCCGAGAGCAACGCUCUUCCAACCACCAACAGAGUCCAGGUGCUCGACUCGUCGUUACGGAUUGAAUUUGCUGCCCGCCGGCACCCCUCCCAACCGCGGCAGAUCCACGUGGUUGCCUUGUUCUCGAAUCGGACCAGCCAGCCCCUGAACGAGCUACACUUCCAGGUGGCCGUGGAAAAGGUCAGUUUCUCCCCACCUAUCGAGAUCGAAGUGGUUGAUACUAAGUGGAAAAUACAGGCCUAUACCCUGCAGCUGCGGCCACAGUCCGGGCGCGAUAUCGCACCGUUGCAGCCGAACGGCGUGCGGCAGGAGAUGUUACUGGAUGGCGUUGACGCGGGCAAGGGCAACUCGAUCAAGAUCCGCUUCCGCGUGUCGUACAGGGUCGGCGCGGAGAAGAAAGAAGAUCAAGGCAUGGUGCCGCCGCUGGGGAUAGCCUAA